Molecule: messenger RNA, 951 nt
Organism: Thalassophryne amazonica
Lineage: Eukaryota; Metazoa; Chordata; Actinopteri; Batrachoidiformes; Batrachoididae
Product: synapse differentiation-inducing gene protein 1-like
Exons: 3
Coding region: 174-602 (142 amino acids)
Cellular component (GO): membrane
Source: RefSeq, a predicted model, not a curated record
UUAUCUGAAGUCCUCUGUUGGUGGGUUAUUUAGUCAGAGUUGAGGAUUGCUAGAGAGGUGGUGUUAGUGGGGUUACCGUGGGCAAAGAAGAAAGAAAGAAAGAAAGAGGCAAUAGCAAUUCUUUUUUUCUUUUGAAAUUCCAAAUUUAAAGUUGCUCCAGGUUGGACUCCAGCAUGUCACAGACACCCUCCGGAUUCACAUACCCAAAACCUCAGCAGGGAUCUGGAUUCCAGCAGCAGUAUGAGGGUGCCUCCUAUGGACAACAACAGCCAUACACUGUGGGUGCUGGACAUCAGCCAGUUAUGGUUGGUGUCCAGCCCACUGUCUAUGUGACACAGAGACCCCUGGGUAACCCGGCCAACGACUACCUGGGCUACUCCAUCUUCACCAUGCUGUGCUGCUGUCUGCCCCUGGGAAUUGCUGCCCUCAUCUACUCCAUUUCAACUCGGGAUGCCAACAGUGCAGGUGACCAGGCAAAGGCGGAGAGUAGCAGCAGGACGGCAAGGAUUUUAAACCAUGUGGCCCUGGGAAUCGGCCUCACCGUCAUCAUCAUUGCUAUUAUUCUGAUUAUAAUUGGGGCAACUACAGCUGGAGCUGUUUAACCGCUUGAAAACCUAAAUCAUAGUUCCAAAUCCUUCUGAGGAAUUUAUUUCAGGCAAUGAAACCACAACAUGAAAUUAAAAUGCAUCAGAUGAUUUUUAUUGGACAUUUGUUAUCCAUAAAGCAUUUUAUUGGCCCCUGCAAACUUAAAUUUUGUUAGUUACAUCGCUGCAAGAAGCCAUGUCUUGUGUGUAGUUCGACAAUACAAGUUAAUUUAUAGCUCGAGGGACACUUCAUAGACUGCAUGCUUCCACCAUGGCACAACAAAUUACCCUAAAGUGCAUUUCCAAAACAUCCAUAUUUUUUGAGGAACCUUAUUCAGUGAGCAGUACAUAUUGGAAAAAUACUCUU